Messenger RNA from Chenopodium quinoa (quinoa), 2086 nucleotides. Its product is annotated as ankyrin repeat-containing protein ITN1-like. Gene Ontology annotation, molecular function: protein binding. The record is from RefSeq and is a predicted model, not a curated record. The transcript is spliced from 5 exons. Lineage: Eukaryota; Viridiplantae; Streptophyta; Magnoliopsida; Caryophyllales; Amaranthaceae. Bases 1 to 1731 code for a protein of 576 amino acids.
AUGAUUGCUGAAAGCUAUCGACGUCCAAGAGGGCGGGUGGAGAACAAGUUGAAGGAUCUUGGAGGUUACUUGCCAUUAUACAAAGCAGUAGUUAAAGGUGAGUGGAAUAAAGCCAGGAAGUUCUUGGACGACGAUCCUGAGGCGUUAACAGCUAAGAUCACCAUAGCCUCAGAAACAGUACUCCACAUCGCGGUUGGCACAGGGAAAGAUCUUGAAUUUGUGGAUAAACUGAUAAGGAGGAUGUCCCCUGAAAACUUGGCACUGACUGAUCAAAAUGGGGAGACUGCACUAUCAGUAGCUGCAGUGGUUGGCAACAUUCGAGCAGCUAAAUUAUUGGUGAGCAAAAAUCCUGAUUCGCCUAAUAUUUCAGGCAAAUUAGGCUUGCCUAUUCAUAGGGCAUCGCAGUAUGGCCAAGAAACAAUGAUCCGGUAUUUGUUGGAUGUUACUAGAGAUGACAUUGAGUCGAGUCCUUUUGCAGGCGAAUCUGGUGGUAAACUCCUCAUUGACAUUAUUACUGCCGAAUUUUUUGGAAUUGCUCUCUAUUUGGUUGGGCGGUACCCGGAGAUGGCCACAGCUGAGGUACAUGGUGUAGGUUCCCCCUUGUCUGUGCUAGCCAGAAAGUCUAAUGCUUUCCCCAGUGGUGCUGUUUCACGUUGGCAUUUACUAUUCGAUUAUCAUGUUAAAUUCCUUCAACAAAUCCAACAAAGAGCACAAAUGCAACAUAACGCACUUGAGCUUGUAAAAAGCUUGUGCACAGAGAUACUAGAGUUAGAUGAUGCCAAAGCCUUCUCUUUACUUCAACAACCACUUCUGAUCGCCGCAAGGUUAGGCACUCAUGAAAUUAUAGAAGAGAUUGUAGAGGCAUUUCCUCCAGCAAUUUGGGCUUCAGAUGAGGAGAAUCACAACGUUUUUCAGUUAGCUGUCUUACAUCGUCAAGAAAAUGUUUUCAAUCUUAUAUAUCAAAUGAGUGAUUACAAGCAUCUAAUUACAAGAUAUAUAGAUCACCCACAUGAUAAUAAAAUAUUACAUUUGGCCGGUGAGUUACCAUCUUCAGACCGGCUUAACCUUGUCUCAGGUCCAGCUUUACAAGUUCAACGGGAGUUGCAAUGGUUUAAGGAAGUGAAGAAGUUUGUGCAACCGGGUCAAAAAGAGGCGAUAAAUAAAGAUGGAAAAACCCCAUGGAUGGUCUUCAGGGAGGCACAUCAACAACUGAUGAAAGACGGGGAAGCAUGGAUGAAGACUACAGCACAAUCAUGUACAGUUGCCGCGACACUGAUUGCAACAGUAGCGUUCAAUGCAGGACUACAUAUUCCUGGAGGUAACAACAACCAAGACGGCCAACCCCUGUAUUCUUACCAACCUGCCUUUGGUGCAUUUGCAGUGGCAGAUGCGAUUUCCCUUUUCUCUUCAGUCACUUCCAUCCUUAUGUUUCUGUCAAUCCUAACAUCACGUUACUCAGAAGAUGACUUCAGAAUUGCGCUGCCAAGAGGGUUGGUUGUUGGAUUGAGCAUGCUUUUUAUUUCCAUAUUAAGCAUGAUGAUAGCCUUCAGCUCAGCAAUCUACCUUGUGUUCGGUCUUCAGAGGGCUAGGACUGUGAUUCCGGUGGGUUCGGUUCUUGUGCUGCCAGUCACCUUGUACGUGUUGUUGCCCCCUCUAUAUCAAAUUAUUUUCAAGUCCAAAAGUAUUGGUCCUGGCAUUUUUGGCAAACAAAGUGCCCGCAUACUUCACUAAGUACAUACGAUUUUGUAAAUGUUGCAUCCACGAAGUAUGGAAUGCGUUGACAUAUACUACCAAUUUUUUUUUAUUUAUUUAUUUUUCUUUUUACAGAUAUGUACAAGUACUUGCAACUUAAAUCAUCCUACCUGUUGGAAUGGAAACUAGUUGUGCUAUUUUUGACAAUGAAAAGUUGUACCGUUAUUCUUAGCUUAUUUUUCUUAAUUUAUCAUACAAGUAAAUAAUAAUGAUUUUUAUUUUUUAUUUUUAUUUUUUGAAACAAAAACAGUAAUGAAAUUGUUACAAAGGAAAAGGUUGAUUAUAUAUGGAAGACCUUUUCCAUAUAAACACGAGGUAGCCUAGCUAAAAACAA